Messenger RNA from Cladophialophora psammophila CBS 110553, 909 nucleotides. RefSeq lists its product as uncharacterized. The transcript has a single exon. Gene Ontology annotation, molecular function: oxidoreductase activity. Bases 1 to 909 code for a protein of 302 amino acids. NCBI's taxonomy places the organism in Eukaryota, Fungi, Ascomycota, Eurotiomycetes, Chaetothyriales, Herpotrichiellaceae. The record is from RefSeq and is a predicted model, not a curated record.
AUGACAACAGGCACUUUCAAGUAUAUAGAUCCCGCUUCUUAUGUCGACAGCGAUGUCCCCUUCGUGAAGCCGUGGGGCAAAGUCGAUGGUCCCGGCUACUCAUUCAAAUUGACGGAUCGCAAGCGGCCGGUGGAAGACAUUCGCGGACAUGAAUCAAACUUUUCGGUUGACACGUCCGGCUUUGCUGUGUACAAAUCCCCUGCGCAAGAGAAGGCUUUUACGGACGAUGCAACGGUUCGGGAAGGGUAUUAUGCCGAAGUGGAGGCUCUGCUGCGGGAGAAAUUGCCCGGGGUGAAGAAGGUGGUUUUCUUCGACCAUACAAUUAGGAGGAGAGAGAAGGCUUCCCCUCGCCAACCCGUGCAGCAAGUCCAUGUCGAUCAGACACCCAACGCGGCGGCUGUGCGGGUGCGCCGACACUUGCCCGCGGAAGAGGCAGAGGAGCUGCUUAAAGGCCGCUAUCAGAUCAUCAACGUAUGGCGACCCAUCGCCAACCCAGCCACCGACUUCCCCCUUGCGGUCGUUGACUACCGCACAACUGAGCCCUCUGACAUGGUCAAGGUCGAUCUGCUCUACCCGAAAAGAGAGACCAACGGAUUCCACGACGACGACGACCGGGGCAAGGAAGUUCUUCCCGACCCAAGCUCAGCUUCAUCUACCGCCGGUUAUGAGGUGAAGGGCGAGACCUUCGCAAUUAGGCCCAACGACAAACACAAGUUCUUCUACAUGAAGGACAUGACGCCCGAAGAGGUCAUGUUCAUCAAGUGCUUCGACUCCGCCAGCGAGGUCAAUGGUGGCAAGAAAGGGGUGGCCGGAUACACGCCGCAUACUGCCUUUGUGGAUCCGCAGACACCUGCAGACGCGCCUGGGAGACAAAGCAUAGAAGUGAGAACGCUGGUCUUUUAUGAAUAG